AUGAAACUCUCUGCUAUUGUCUUUGCUCUUGCUGCCGCUGCCAUCUCUACCGUCUCCGGUUACAAUAUGCGCCAAAUCGAUGCCUUGAACACCAAAAAGUAUCGCGUUUAUCUUGAAAAGGACGAUGGCACCCCGAUCUCCCCUUUCCAUGAUGUUCCACUUCGUCCUGACCCCAGCAACAAUACUGUCUACAACAUGGUCGUUGAGAUUCCCAGGGGCAAGAACGCCAAGGUCGAGAUUGACAAGGAAACACCGUUGAACCCACUUUAUCAUGACACCAACAAGCACGACGAGUUGAAGUACAUUGCCAAUAUUUAUCCACACCAUGGUUAUCCCGGUAACUACGGCUCAAUCCCUCAGACUUGGGAAAACCCACACGUUCCUUACAAAAAAGCUGGAACCAAAGGUGGCGAUAAUGAUCCGGUCGAUGUCAUUGACAUUGGUAUGGACUCGGGUUAUCCUGGUCAGGUCAAGCAAGUUAAGCUUUUGGGUGGACUCUUGAUGAUCGACGAUGACUUUACUGACUGGAAACUGAUCGCGAUCGACAUUAACGAUGAGCGGGCCUCUCGUUACAACGAUAUUUCUGAUGUCGAAGAGAAUAUCUGCAAGGAUAUUCAACAUUGGUACAAGGUUUACAAAGUCCCGCAAGGUGAUGAUGAGAACAAAUUUGGCUACAAUGGCGACUUCCAAGAUAGUAAAGCAAUCGAGCACUUGAUCCAAGAAACUCACGGGUAUUGGGAAUUGUUGAUCAACUGUACUGCAAAGGCUGACGAUAUCAAAAUUGAGAAUCUCACUGUUGAAGGUUCAAAGAACCGAAUUAGCGCCAAUAGCAAGGUCGUCAAGGAUUGCAUCAAGUACUCUUAA
This is a messenger RNA of Zychaea mexicana, 864 nucleotides long. RefSeq names its product inorganic pyrophosphatase. The transcript is spliced from 7 exons. Gene Ontology annotation, cellular component: cytoplasm; nucleus. Gene Ontology annotation, molecular function: magnesium ion binding; inorganic diphosphate phosphatase activity. NCBI's taxonomy places the organism in Eukaryota, Fungi, Mucoromycota, Mucoromycetes, Mucorales, Lichtheimiaceae. Gene Ontology annotation, biological process: phosphate-containing compound metabolic process. Bases 1 to 864 code for a protein of 287 amino acids. The record is from RefSeq and is a predicted model, not a curated record.